GCAAGUUGGCGAGAGAACCUCACCGAUUUACGUUUCUCACCAUGACUAUUGCGCUGGCUGCUUUUCCGCCGCAGCGGAGGGGAUCGUUAUUCACUCACAGAAGGAAGAAACACACACACCUCUGAGGCAAACCGGAGAGAGAGCAUUACCGGGAAUUUCCUUUUGUUCCAUUAUUCAUUUGGAUCCUAAUAGCUGGUGGAAGUUGUCUCGUGGGGAUUAUGAUGGCUUCGGGUGCCGGUAAAGCCCCGCAGCCCCCCGGGCCAGGCUCCGGUAGCCUUAACGGGACUGCAGCAGACUUACCGAACAUAGAGCAGGAGCUGUAUGACUAUCAGAUGCAUGGCAAGAUGUGCAAGAAGAUAGCUCAGCUAACCAAGGUGAUCUAUUCUCUGAACACUAAGAACGAAGAGCAGGAGGCGGCCCUUCAGGCCGUCAGCCACGCCCACCAGGAAGAGCUGAGGCGGGUUACCACGGGGACGUGUACCGAGGGGGAGGAGUCGGUAGUGCUUAGGACACGCCUCUCAGAGCUGCAGGAAACUCUAGCUCAGGUUCAGGUAGACUUUGAGAGCUACCGUGUCCAGGCGGAGGAGAGGGAUCGUGGGGUAGAGGCAGAGCUAAGGAGGGACUAUGAGGAAAAGCUCCAGGCUCUGGGGCUGGAGAGACAGGAGACCCAGGCCCAACUCAACACGGCCCACGACGAGAGUCUCCGACUGGGGAGAGAGCUGGAGACGGCUGGGGAGGCUGCGCAGUGCCUGGGGGUUCAAUGUGAUGAACUACGGAGGAAAGGAGAAGAGGAGCGAGGGAAAGGGAAGGAGGAGGAGACGGAGAGAAUGCGACUCCUCUCGGAGGAGGUGAAGACUCUGAGGAAAGGGAAGGAGCGAGCAGAGGAAGAGAGGGAGAGAGCAGGGAGAGAGGAGAGGGAGAAGUGGGAGAGGGAGAGAGCAGAGAGAGAGGAGAGGGAGAAGUGGGAGAGGGAGAGAGCAAUGAGAGAGGAGAGGGAGAAGUGGGAGACGAGGAUGAAGGAGGUGACAGAGGAGAAGGAGGAGUUGAAGAGGAGCAUGGAGGAGGCGCGCAGGGAGGAGAGAGAGGAGGAGGAGAAGAGAGGGAUGAGUACAGUACUGAGAGAGAGAGUGAGGAAGGCGGAGGGAGAGAUGGAGGGCAGUCUGCAGCGACUCAACGAGAGCAAGAGACACGCUGCCAAACUACAGGACAGAAUACAGGACCUGGAGGAGGAGUUGGAGUCGGGGAGGAGGCGUGUCUCGGGGGCAGAGGGUGGGGCUAAGAGGGCAUGGGAGGAGUUAGUCGUGGCCAAAGAGAGACUACUGCUGCAGGAGGAGGAGCUGCAGAGCAAAUCAGAGGAGCUGCUGAGUCGUGGUGUGUGUGAGGGGUGUGUGUGUGUGAACGUGGAGGAGUUGAAAGGUCAGGUGAACAAACUGCAGAGCAGGAACAGAGAGCUGGAGUUGCAGAGCAGUGGGAGAAACAACGACUACGCCAGACAGCAUACGGAGGCCCUGGCUAGUCUGCGUUCUGAGAUGGUGAGGGCUCAGUCAGAGGAGCUCCGGAGAGAACGGAAACACGCAGAGGUGGAAAAGGAACAAAUGCAGAAAGAGAGAGAAGAAGAGAGAGACAGACUGGAGAAAGAGAGAGAAGAAGAGAAAGACAGACUGCAGAAAGAGAUAGAAGAAGAGAGAGACAGACUGCAGAAAGAGAGAGAAGAAGAGAGAGACAGACUGCAGAAAGAGAUAGAAGAAGAGAGAGACAGACUGCAGAAAGAGAGAGAAGAAGAGAGAGACAGACUGCAGAAAGAGAGAGAAGAAGAGAGAGGAAGAGUGACAACACAGAUGGAAGGAAACACAGAGCUCGUAGAGGAGCAGAGAGAGAGUCUGAACCGGGAGAAGAAGAGAUUGAAGGAGCAGGCAGACGAGGAGAGGAGGAGAUUGAAGGAGCAGGCAGACGAGGAAAGGAGGAGAUUGAAGGAGCAGGUGAAGAAGGCGAUAGAAGAGGUGAUGAGGAAACAUGCAGCUGAGCUCCACAACGCCCAGGAAGCACUGAGGACAAACCAAGAGCAGGUGUGUGUACGUGUGCAGGAGGACAGGAGGAGUGGUGAAGAGGUGUGUCGAAGGCUGGAGACUGAGAGGGAGGAGCUUAGAGACCAGCUGCAGCAGGCAACCAAUCAGAUCUGGCGUUUGGAAGGAGUCAUUCAGCAGCAAAGUCAGGGGGUGUGGCCUCUGAAACUCCUCCCACCUGCGGAAUCCACUGUUCCCACCUCCGAGAGGAUCUACAGCACAUACAGGAAGAGAUGGAGCGACAGAGAGAGAGUUACCAGAGGGAGACGACAGGUGAGAACAGACAAACAGAGACUGGAGGAGAAGGUUCUAGAGCUCAACCAACAGACCCAAGAGAACACAGAUAGAAACGUUCUAGAACACAACCAAGAGAACACAGACAGAAACGUUCUAGAACACAACCAAGAGAACACAGACAGAAACGUUCUAGAACACAACCAAGAGAACACUGACAGAAACGUUCUAGAACACAACCAAGAGAACACGGACAGAAACGUUCUAGAACACAACCAAGAGAACACAGACAGAAACGUUCUAGAACACAACCAAGAGAACACUGACGAGAGAAUCCGGUCAGAGUGUGAGGAGCGCCUGAGGGCGGAGCUUAAGGCGGAGCUUGAUGCGGCUGUUGCCACGAGCAACCAGAGAGAGCAGGAGCUGCAGACUCAACUAGCCGAUCUCCAAUCACAGGUGGAGAGGAAGGCGGGGCCAGCAGAGGGUCACCAUGACGACAGCGAGAUUGACAGGCUGCGGAGGGAGGUGCAGGAGACCAGAGACAUGAACCAGAGACUGAGAGAGCAGCUGCAGGAGGAACCACAGAGACACUCUGAAGAACGACACGUGGCGGCGAUGCAGGCUCUGGAGAGACGAGCUCAGGAGGAACUGCAGACCGAGAGGAACAGACUCCACACACUGCACCUGUUACAGCUAGAUAAGCAGGGUACAGAGCUGAGCCAGCAGUACACAGAGUGGAGUAGACAGUUGACCCAGAGACACAUGAAGCACAUCGAAGACCUGCAGACCGAACUACACACACACACAGAGAUGAUGGCUCUGCAACAGGUAACACACACACACACGUCGGGAGAGGAGGCGAUGGGAAGAGAAAGAGAGCAGAAGGAGAGAGAGGAGGAAGCCCAACGACUGAGAGAGGAGGUGGACAGACUGAGAGAAGAGGUGGAGAAACUGGAAGAGGCUCAGAAACAACGGGAGGAACAGAGAGAAGAAGAGAUGAGAGAAGAGGAGGUGCGAAGAGAGAUGGAGGAGAAGAGGAGGGACGAGGAGAAGAGGAUGGAGGAGGAGAACAGGAGAGAGGAGGUGAAGAGGAGAGAGGCAGAGGUUGAGGAGAAGAGGAAGGUGGACGAGGAGAAGAGAAGGAAGACGGAGGAGGAGGAGAAGAGGAGGAAGGAGGAGGAGGAGGAGGAGAGGAGAGAGGAAGUGAAGAGAGAGCACAGGAGAGCGAUGCAGAGUCUGGUGUGUGAAUACAGCAGCUGUCAGGCAGAGCUACAGACUCGCAUAGUGGCCCUGGAGACAGAGCUACGGGAGCGUGAGGAGAGGUGCAGGAGGAGGGAGGUUCAUCUCUGUGAUGAUCUCCAGAUGGGAAGACUCCAGGAGAGACUCACUGAGAGGAACCAGCUAAUCAAACGCCUGGUGGAGGAACGACAUCAGCUGCAUCUUCAUCCUCCGGUUGCCGGGGACAACGGAACCCUCAGGCUCCAUGACAACAGGCCACACCCCGGGAUCGUUACACCAACUAUGAGGAGGAAGCGUGUGGAGGAUUCUCCGCCCCGCGUCACCAGCAUUCCAAACCUCAGCGCCUAUGAGAGGAGCGUCCUCCUCCCCCACGACACCCCCUCCCCCUGCCUCCCCCAACAUCCCUCCCCCUCCUCAACUCUGCCCUACGCCUCCUCCUCUCUCCCCCGUUCCUCCCCAUCCCUCCCCCGUACUCCCAGGUCUCCCAGUUUGGAUCCCAGCGGUCGCGGCCCUCUCUCUCGGACCCCCACUCCUCUCCCCCCUGCUCCCACCACCCCACUCCCCCUCUGUCCAUCCUCCCUCCCCGAGCCUCGACACGGGAUUCGACACGUCACCUCACCCUCGCAGGAGCUCCGCCCACACCUGAACAGCCAGUCAACCAGGAGCCCAUAUUUGGAGCAGAGGGGAGUGGCCAGGGGCAGAGGGGCGGGACCCUCAGAAGCAGGAUUGAUCCGCAGUUCGGUGGGUAACAGAUUUCUGUACCCCGACGUCCUUGACGAGGCGGAGGGAGUCUGGAAGGGCAUCUAG
Messenger RNA from Oncorhynchus keta (chum salmon), 4343 nucleotides. RefSeq names its product trichohyalin-like. NCBI's taxonomy places the organism in Eukaryota, Metazoa, Chordata, Actinopteri, Salmoniformes, Salmonidae. The record is from RefSeq and is a predicted model, not a curated record.